Molecule: messenger RNA, 747 nt
Organism: Physcomitrium patens
Lineage: Eukaryota; Viridiplantae; Streptophyta; Bryopsida; Funariales; Funariaceae
Product: protein BOLA2
Biological process (GO): protein maturation; intracellular iron ion homeostasis
Cellular component (GO): nucleus; cytosol
Molecular function (GO): 2 iron, 2 sulfur cluster binding
Source: RefSeq, a predicted model, not a curated record
AAGCAUUGUGCCCCUUUUCCCCGAGCCAAACCCAUUACGAUCAACAGCUUACGAAAGCUUGCACGAAGGUUUGAUUUGUUUUUAUUUCUUGUGUCGUUUCGUGUGUUGCGUCGAUUUCGAGAGCGAGGGAGCCGGCGCCAGUCUCCUAUUCCCUGCCAAGUUUUACCGCGUGCUCGUCGUGUUUCGUUGCAGCAUUGUUUAGAGUAGUAGCGCGGAGCGUUGCGGAGCCGGGGUUGCCAUGGGUGUCACUAGAGAAGGCGUCGAGGCUACGCUCACUUCCAAGCUCCAGCCUACAUACCUCGAGGUCAUAGAUACGUCUGGCGGAUGUGGAGCCAGCUUUGCCGUUGCUAUCGUGUCCUCGGCCUUUGAGGGCAAGCGACUCCUCGAAAGACACCGCAUUGUGAACACUGCAUUGGCAGAGGAAAUGAAGAGCAUUCAUGCCCUCUCCAUCAGUAAGGCUCUCACUCCCAAACAGUGGAAUGAUCAGCAGCCCGCUGAAGAACAAAAGGCUCCUGCAGCUGAAGUUCAGGAGCACCCAGCUACUGCGGUGGUUUAGGAAACUAAAGAAACCUUCAUGGUUUGUCACCCCUUGGAAUUGUUCCUCAACAAAGUAUUCUGUGGCUUGACGAUCUUCUUGAAAACUUUCUAUUCAUUUUACCCAUUUAUGCGUGCUUGGUUUAUAUUUUGCAGUGUAAGAUACCUUCUAAUCAAUAUGUGAUUUGGUACAGAAGAUUUAAGUUUCCACUA